Molecule: messenger RNA, 477 nt
Organism: Salvia miltiorrhiza (redroot sage)
Lineage: Eukaryota; Viridiplantae; Streptophyta; Magnoliopsida; Lamiales; Lamiaceae
Exons: 2
Coding region: 1-477 (158 amino acids)
Source: RefSeq, a predicted model, not a curated record
AUGGCGAUUGGAGACUCACAGGUUUCUAUGGCUAUCCGGAAAGAAACCGCAGGCGGGAGUCUUGGAACCUCUUACGUCGCUUGCGGCAUAUCGGAUAUUCCUCUUUCCGGUUAUCAGUUCACCUGGUCUAGAGGUAUGGGAACUGCUCAUUUUGUUGAAGAGCGUCUUGCUAGGGCCAUGGCGAACAAUGAUUGGAAAGCUCUCUUCCCCGAGACAACUCUCAUUCCACUCACGGUAACCAUGUCCGAUCAUAUGCCUAUCCUACUUAAGUGCAAAAAUGUGGCUUUGGCCUCCGUCACUCGUCGAUUUCGAUUCGAAAAUAAAUGGUGCCUUGAAUCGGAUUUACAGAAUGUUGUUAAAAAUUGCUGGACUAAUCUUCAAGGCAUUAGUGUGACAAAUCGGCUCAUGGCAGUGUCGGAGUCUCUUACUGUUUGGUCAUCUCAUCUCCGAAGUCAAGAAAGGCGGACUAAAGCCUAG